UUCGAAAGGGAUGACUCGGAUGAGGGCUCUGUUCCUGAUAUCACUGAUAAUGAAGUGAAAAAACUGGUCAUUUGUUCGGAUAAGUGUCCCAACAAUGGGGACAAACUCAAGGAGAGUGACGUACCCCUUAAAUGCAGACCAGUGUCCACAUCACUCGAUGAAUUGGCCUCUUUUAUGGGUCCCUUCAAUGACUUGGAGUUCGGUUCCAAUGAAUUCCUAACUUCACUGCCUAUUAGUGAGGAAAUGGAGUUUACAAUCGGCAUCAAAGAAAGUCAAAUGAGUGACAAAUGGACAAACACUGAAACAGAGAUUCAGACGGAAGUGAAGUCAAAACUGGAGCCAAUACUAGAGAGCGAACCCGAAUACCAGGACUUAUAUAAUAUGAUUAAUGAAGUGCUUCGUAAUGGUAUUGUGGAGAACGACUCUCUGGUGAAAGGGUGCUCCUCUUCGGUC
This is a messenger RNA of Oppiella nova, 453 nucleotides long. NCBI's taxonomy places the organism in Eukaryota, Metazoa, Arthropoda, Arachnida, Sarcoptiformes, Oppiidae. The record is from the annotation of a GenBank genome assembly.